CUGGGUCUAUGCGUAUAUAAGCUUUGCAUACACUUGCAUCCCAGAGAUUCCACAUGCCUCCUGCAAGUCUCUCUUAGAACUCAAUUUUAGCUUUUCAUCUCCAAUUGAUCUCAUACACUUUUGCCUCAAAAGAUUCAAACUUUUCUUGAAUCUAGAUAGAUUGCUGGCCUUAAUGGAUACCCUUCUGGAAGAGUUUCCAAAUUCCAUGAACAACUUCAUGUUUGACCAAAACUCCAUCCCAUCCUUUCCAGAUCACAAUCCUCCUGAUCAGUUUGAAGCCAAUCAUGAACUCACCAAUCUCAGUUUCAGUCCCGCAAAUUCAUACCCUUAUAGUGAUUUCUCUCCUUCCUCUUCUUCGGGUUUGAGCUCCGAGGGGGUGAAUUCCCCAGACGACUCCAAUACCAUUCUCAGAUUCAUCAGUGAGAUGCUUAUGCAAGAAGAAGACUUGGAGAACAAGCCUUGCAUGCUUCAGGAUUGUUUGGCUCUCCGAGCUGCUGAGAAAUCCUUAUAUGAUGUCCUGGUUCAGGAGGAUCCCUCUUCAACUAGUCAGAAUCUCGCUUCCACAUACCAGAAUGUUGGGAGUCCAGAUGAUGUCAGCAACCACAGCAGCAGUAGCUCUCAUGCUGCCAGCAACUGGGUUGACUCGGAUUUCGAUUGUGUUCAAGAGGUUUUAGAUACUGUGAUUCCAAAUCCUUUUGUUUCAAAUGGCAAGGGUGGAGUUACAGAUCUAGAAGGCAACUCAUCAUUUCCUGCAGAUGCAAGGCAACUCUCUAGUGAUGUGAAUUUCAGUCCAGACAAGGGUGAGAGUGAGUCAAGAAAUGGAUCAAGGAGCAAGAAAAAUCGUUACCGGGAGGAUGGCGAUUAUGUAGAUGAAGAGAGGAGCUACAAGCAGUCAGCAGUAUAUGCUGACGAAGCUGAGCCAGAAGAGAUGUUUGAUCAGGUACUACUCUGUCAGGGUGAUAAAUCACGUUCAUCUCCACAAGUAUCUGAGCUCCAAGAUGGAAACGGGAAGCUGCAGCGUAAUGGCAAGGCGAAAGGAUCCAAGGCCAAAAAAACAGGCAAGAAAAAGCCGGAUGACAAUAAAGAGAUGGUGGAUUUACAGACACUGCUUACUCAAUGUGCACAAGCUGUUGCUAGCUUUGACAAAAGGAAUGCAACUGAGCAACUGAAGCUGAUAAGGCAGCACUCGUCUCCCUAUGGCGAUGGAACUCAAAGAUUAGCUCAUUACAUGGCUAAUGGACUCGAAGAACGCUUGACUGCAGCGGUUUCAUCGGUUUCAUUGUACAAGCAGUCUGUUUGCUUUUCCAGAACUAACAUGUCAGCUGCUGAUAUCUUGAAAGCCUACCAGACUUAUAUCACAGCAUGCCCUUUUAAGAAGAUGUCGAAUUUCUAUGCUAACCGAACGAUUAGCAAGCUGGCAGAGAAGGCAACCAGGCUUCACAUAAUUGAUUUUGGUAUUCUCUAUGGGUACCAAUGGCCUUGCCUUAUCCAAGCUCUCUCGAAAAGACCUGGCGGACCUCCCAUGGUUCGCAUUACUGGAAUUGAGUUUCCCCAAUCAGGUUUUCGACCUUCAGAAAGGCUUGAAGAGACAGGGCGCCGCCUACAGAAUUACUGCAAGAGAUUCAAUGUCCCAUUUCAGUACACUGCCAUAGCAAAGAAUUGGGAAACCAUUCAAUAUGAGGAUAUCAAAAUCGACAGAGAUGAGAUGACUGUAGUGAACUGCAUGGACAGGUUAAAGAACUUACCAGAUGAUGCAGUCUUGGACAGCCCCAGAGAUACAGUUUUGAAGCUGAUCAGGAGAAUCAACCCGGAUGUAUUCAUACAUGGAAUUGUUAAUGGAACCUACAAUGCACCUUUCUUCGACACACGGUUCCGGGAGGCACUCUACCAUUUCUCUUCCUUGUUUGAUAUGUAUGAGGAGACUUUGCUCAGAGAAGAUCAACAGAGGCUGCUCUUUGAACAAGAGAUAUUUGGUAGAGAUCUUAUAAAUGUGGUAGCAUGUGAAGGUUCAAUGAGGCUUGAAAGGCCUGAAACAUACAAGCAGUGGCAGAUUAGAAAUAAAAGAGCUGGGUUCAAGCAGUUGCCAUUAGAUCAGGAAAUCUUGAAGAAAGUAAGGACUAUGGUAAAGUCUGAAUAUCAUAAAGAUUUUGUUGUCGAUGAAGAUGGCAGGUGGGUCUUGCAGGGAUGGAAAGGCCGAAUAAUUCAAGCUAUUUCUUGCUGGAAGUCUGGCGAGUAUCAUGAUCCUGAGUCUGUUCAGAAUACCCUUGUUACUGAAUCUGAAUCUGAUCAACACAAUCAUGAACUCAGUGAUCCCAGUUUCUUUCCAUCCAAUCCAAACCCUCCUCCUCAUGACUCAUCUUCAUCUUUGGAUUUGAGCUCUGAGGGGGAGUAUUACUCUCCCUCCAGUGCUACUCUCCAAUACAUAAGUCAGAUGCUUAUGGAGGAAGAAUUGGAGAACACACCCUGCAUGCUUCAGGACUGUCUGGCCCUCCAAGCGGCUGAGAAAUCCUUGCAUGAUGUCCUAAUCCAUCAAUAUCCUUCUUCGACUACUAACCUCCUUGCUUCUUCCAUUCACCAAACUGCUGAGAUAUCUGAAGAUCUCAUCAACCACAGCAGUAAUAGCUCCACUGCUGCUAGGGAGUGGAAUGAUGGUUCAGGUUGGAUUUCUUUUCAAAAUGUAUUAGAAUCCCAUCCUUUGGAAAAUAAUACCCUUUUGGUUCCAAAUCCUUUCUCCUCAAAUGGAAAGGGUGGAAUCUUAGAUCUUGAAAGGGGCUCAUCAUUUCUCAAACAACCAAGGGAGGUGACUGAGGAUGGGAAUGACUCAACCAACAGAUCAAGGAGCAAGAAAGAUCGUCAGCGGGAGGAUAGCAGUUAUCAAGAAGAAGGGAGGAGCAACAAGCAGACAGCAUUUUACGCAGCUGAGACUGAGCCACCAGAGAUGUUAGAUAAGGUACUGCUGUGUCAAUAUACAAUCUCAUGUUCUUCUCUUCAGGAAUCUGAUCAGCUUAAAAGGGCAAGUGGACAUAGAGGAUUCAAAGGCAAAAGAACAGGAAAAAAAAUGGUGGAUGACAACAGAGCAGUAGUGGAUUUUCAGAUACUUCUAACUCAAUGUGCAAAAGCUGUUAUAAGCUAUGACAUAAGCACUGCAAAUGAAAAACUGAAGCUGAUAAGGCAGCACUCAUCUCCCCAUGGUGAUGGAACACAGCGAUUAGCUCAUUACUUAGCCAAUGGCCUCGAAGAACGCUUGAAUGCAGCGGUCCCCUUGUACAACCCCCAUUGCCUUUUCAGUUGUAAGAUGUCAGCGGCUGAUAUCUUAAAACUGAUGUCAAAUAUAUAUGCUAACAAUACUAUUCUCAAGCUAGCAGAGAACGUAACGAGGCUACACAUAAUCGAUUUUGGUAUUCUCUAUGGCUACCAAUGGCCUUGCCUCAUCCAACUGCUUGCAAGAAAACCCUCCGGACCUCCCAUGCUUCACAUUACUGGUAUUGAAUUUCCCCAAUCAGGACUUCAACCUUCAGGGAGGCUUGAAGAGACAGGGAACCGCCUAGCUAAAUACUGCAAGAGAUUCAAUGUCCCAUUUAAGUACAAUUUCAUAGCACAGAGUUGGGAAACCAUUCAAUAUGAAGAUAUCAAGCUUGACAGAGAUGAGUUGACUGUAGUUAACUGCUUGUACAGGUUGAAGAACUUGCCUGAUGAAACAGAAAUCAACAGUCCAAGGGAUACAGUUUUGAAGCUUAUUAGGAGAAUCAACCCAGAAAUGUUCAUCCAUGGAGUGGUUAAUGGAACCUACAAUGCACCCUUCUUUGAUAUACGGUUCCGAGAGACACUCUACCAUUUCUCUUCUUUGUUUGAUAUGUUUGAGGAGACUUUGCCCAGAGAAGAUCAACAGAGACUGCUCUAUGAACAAGAGGUAUUUGGUAGAGAUAUUAUCAAUGUGAUAGCAUGUGAGGGCUCCAGGAGGCUUGAAAAGCCUGAAACAUACAAGCAGUGGCAGAUAAGAAACACUAGAGCUGGGUUUAAGCAGUUACCACUAAACCAGGAAAUGCUGAUGAAAGUUAAGAAUAUUGUAAGGUUAGGUUACCAUGAGGACUUUGUUGCGAACGAAGAUGGGAGGUGGCUCUUGCAGGGAUGGAAAGGCCGAAUAUUACAUGCUAUUUCUUGCUGGAAAUCUUUUCCAAGUGCCAAGAAGAACUUUGUAUUUGGCAGAAACACAAUGCCAACAUCUACAGAUCAGAAUGACAUUUUUACUGAGUUUGAUCAACAGAAUCAUGAAUUCACUGAUCCCACUUCCUUUCUGUCCAAUCCAAACCCUCCUCCUUGUGAUGAUUAUUCAUGCCGGUCUUUCGGUGUCAGUGUGACCUCAGAGGCCUCCAGAGCUACUCUCCAACAUAUAAGAGAGAUGCUUAUGGAGGAAGAGCUGGAGAACAGACCCUGCAUGCUUCAGGACUUUUUGGCCCUCCAAGCUGCUGAGAAAUCCUUGGAAGAUGUCCUAAUUCAGCAGUAUUCUCCUCCGACGAAUCCCCUUCUUGCUUCUUCUAUUGAGCCAAGUGCUGAAAACUCUUAUGAUUUCAUUAACCACAGCAGUAAUAGCUCCAGUGCUGCUAGGAGCUGGGAUGAUGGCUCAGGUUGGAUUUCCUUUCAAAAAGAUCAUAAUGACUCAACAAAAGGAUCAAGGAGCAAAAAAGAUCGUCACAGCUGGGAGAAUGGCGUUAUCUAGAAGAAGGGAGGAUCAAUAAGCAGUCGGCAGUGUACGCUGAUGGAUAUGAACCACCAGAUAUGUUGGAUAAGGUACUGCUCUUUCAUUAUCAAAACCCAAACUCUGAAUCAUGUUCUUCUCUUCAGCUUAAAGGGGGAAAGGGAGGAUCCAAUGGCAAAAGAACAGUUAGGAAGAAAAAGGAUGACAACAGAGAGGUAGUGGAUUUUCAGUCACUGCUAACUCAAUGUGCAAAGUCUGUUGCAAGCUAUGACAGAAGGACUGCCAAUGAACUACUCAAACAGAUAAGGCAGCACUCAUCUCCCUACGGUGAUGGAAACCAAAGAGUAGCUUAUUACUUAGCCAACGGCCUUGAAGAACGUUUGGCAGCUGCGGUUCCUUCGUUCAAUCCUCUUUGCCUUGAUAAGAUGUCAGCUGCUGUUGUCUUAAAAGCUUACCAGACAUAUAUCAAAGCAUGCCCCUUCAAGUUGAUGUCAAAC
This is a messenger RNA of Fragaria vesca subsp. vesca, 5193 nucleotides long. RefSeq lists its product as uncharacterized. The transcript has 5 exons. Gene Ontology annotation, biological process: regulation of DNA-templated transcription. The coding region runs from base 173 to 4717 and encodes 1514 amino acids. Lineage: Eukaryota; Viridiplantae; Streptophyta; Magnoliopsida; Rosales; Rosaceae. The record is from RefSeq and is a predicted model, not a curated record. Gene Ontology annotation, molecular function: sequence-specific DNA binding; DNA-binding transcription factor activity. Gene Ontology annotation, cellular component: nucleus.